Molecule: messenger RNA, 3948 nt
Organism: Cyprinus carpio (common carp)
Lineage: Eukaryota; Metazoa; Chordata; Actinopteri; Cypriniformes; Cyprinidae
Product: nuclear factor of activated T cells 2a
Biological process (GO): cytokine production; calcineurin-NFAT signaling cascade; regulation of transcription by RNA polymerase II
Cellular component (GO): transcription regulator complex
Molecular function (GO): DNA-binding transcription factor activity, RNA polymerase II-specific; transcription factor binding; RNA polymerase II cis-regulatory region sequence-specific DNA binding
Source: RefSeq, a predicted model, not a curated record
UUAAAAUACCUUUUGAUAUUUUGUUAGGCUAAUGCAAUGCCAUUCAAACAUUUGAAGUGUCUAUACACUUUCUGUGCCAUUUGACUAUGUUUGAGUCCAAUGAGACUCUGAAUGUACAGUAUAGUAAAGCUGUCGCCUGGGUUACUUAAUGAGCCCUGUCCGCUCACAACCCCGCUGUGUAGCUCGUCUCUUUCAUGCAAAUGCUUAAACAUUGCUCCUGUUUUCAUUUUUCUCCCCCUCCUCUUCCCCUCAGCGCUAAUUUUUUCAAGCCCACAAUGAAGUUCUUGUGCGCCACUGUCUGAGAGAAGCCGCAGAAAUGCCUUGGCGCAGGGGCUGGAGACGUCAUGGAUUCCUGAGUGCGCGCUCUGCAGGAAAGCCCUGCGCUCUGAGAUGGAAUCGCUCCAGGUUUCCAUGGCAGAGCGCACAAACAGGAGGAAACACUGAGGGAAUCCCGUUAUUUUACAGCAUUGGCCCAUUAUAUACACCCAGAGCUGGGGAAGGAAGCCGCUCUUGAUACUCAAGUCAAUCCUCAGAGCAGGCAAAGGAGUUCAUACCACACAGAGCUCACACCACUCUUUUUUUGCACUUAUAACGGAGUAUUUGCUUUUUCAUUCUCAGCUUUCUCCAUCCAGAUUUUUUUUUUCUGCUAUGAACUGUACAGAAAGGCUAUUUCUGGACUGUUGAAUUCAUUUUUUAUUUUUUGUAUAUUUUCCAAAUGUUUAGAGAGUCUUGGAGACUGAUGCACUUCCACAGCAUGAGGUCGAUGGAUCAAGAUGAGCAAAGCAUCUCCUUGCACAAAAACCUCAUCUCUCAUCCCAGCCUCUCCUAUCCUGUGGAGGAAGCUCAACCGUACGGCAUCAAGCAGUGUACGGCUUCCUUCGCCGAACUCAACGAAGGAUUCUCUGGCUAUGAGCAACUGGAGCCGAAGAGCUUCCUGGAGAACGCCAGACCCAACAGCCAAGCGCUGAGCCCCCGGAUCGAGAUCACGCCCUCCAGUGAGCACUAUAGUCAUGGUCGAGACUCGCUCCAGAACCAUCUGUUGAACAUCAGCCCCAGUCCCGGUCUCACCGUGCCUGGUCACGACCCUUUGGCCUACCGGGAGCCGCAGUGCCUGAGUCCCGCCAGCAGCAACUCAUCCACCUCCUGGCAUUCGGAGAACUACUCGCCUUGGGCUUCCCCUUGCGUUUCGCCCAGCAAUAGCCAAGCAGCUGGAGAACUCUGCCCGCGACUCCAGGGCAUCCACACGGGUUCCCCUCGAACCAGUCCGGGUACUUCUCCGCAAACCAGCCUGGCCGAGGACGGCUGCGUGGGGCCGCGUUCUCCUUCGCCCCGGCCCGGUUCGCGUUCCACCUCUCCUCUAUGCAAACGCACCUACGACAUGUACAGAAACCUGGUGCCGGUGGCCCGUUCGCGCAGCCCGUCGCCCCACGGUGGCCACGAAGAGCAUCACACCCCCCAGUAUGGCUCCAAUAACAUCUCAGGGGUCAUGAAUGGGUUCGGCAUCGCCCAAGCUAGUUCCAUUCCUACCAAAAUCGUGAAGACCAACCAGCAGGCCUACCCGCUUUACCCAGAGAACCACACUGAGAGUUACCUGGUGUCAUGUGACCAGGAUGUGAAGACCAAACCUGGCCCUGAACCGUUCUUCGUAAUCCCUCAAAUCUGGCCUAAACAGCUGGUGCCUGGAAUAUGCAGCAUCCCCGUGGCUUCCUUGCCCCCGCUGGAGUGGCCUCUGCCCAGCCGCACUGAUCAGUACGAGCUCCACAUCGAGGUGCAGCCCAAACCGCACCACAGGGCUCACUAUGAAACCGAGGGCAGCCGCGGGGCAGUCAAAGCCCCUACCGGAGGUCACCCAGUGGUCCAGUUGCGUGGAUACAGGGGCAAGGAGCCGCUGGGUUUACAGAUCUUCAUUGGCACGGCAGACGAGCGAAUCCUGAAGCCUCACGCUUUCUAUCAGGUCCAUCGCAUUACCGGCAAAACCGUCACCACCACCAGCUACGAGAAGAUCAUCAGCAGCACCAAAGUCCUAGAGAUUCCUCUUGAGCCAAAGAAUAAUAUGAAAGCAAUAAUUGAUUGCGCCGGGAUUCUCAAGCUUCGCAAUGCCGACAUCGAGCUGCGAAAAGGGGAGACGGACAUUGGGCGGAAAAACACGCGUGUUCGACUGGUAUUCCGUGUUCAUAUUCCCCAGCCAGGAGGCCAACACGUGUCUCUGCAAGCUGCGUCGCAUCCCAUCGAAUGCUCCCAGAGAUCUGCCCACGAGCUGCCCAUGGUAGAAAAGCAGGACAUGGAUGCCUGUUCGGUUCUCGGAGGCCAGCAGAUGAUUCUCACCGGCCAGAACUUCAGCGCAGAUUCAAAGGUGAUCUUCAUGGAGAAGACUCACGAUGGACAGCAAAUUUGGGAAUUGGAAGCCACAGUUGACAAAGACAAAAGCCAGGCAAGCAUGCUGUUCAUUGAAGUGCCUCCGUAUAGAGACCCAUCCAUUUGCCAUCCUGCCAAAGUCAACUUCUACGUAAUAAAUGGGAAACGGAAGCGCAGUCAACCUCAGCAUUUCACCUACAUGCCACUACCAGUUCCCUCUAUUAAGAAAGAGCCAGUGGAUGAAUAUGAAUCUGGUCGGAUGGGUUAUUCCAUGUCACAAAUGCUGGGGGUGUCUCCACAGCCAUACUAUAACCCUCGCGGGGUCAUCCCCCCAGAGAGUGGCCUGGUGCCUGGGCUCGUCCCCUGUCAGCAGACCCGCCUGGGUGUCUCCCCUCCAGACCACCGAUUUCAGCAGCAGAGCCCAGCCAUAAUGUACUCCCGUCCUGGAAAGAGCUUGUCAAGCAGUCCUAUUUACUCUCAGACGGGAGCCACUAUGAUUCCAGACUCCCAUCGAUCAGUUCUGGUCCACACGGGUUCCCCAGCCCAGUCCUCUCAUCUGGCUGGCCAGCAUCCUUCCAAUCAGCAUCCCUCAAUCAUCCAGUUCUCUCCCACCAACCACCACUUGCUCAGAGGUGGAGAUCCUCCUGCGCCACCACCUCCAGAACAUCAACACAUCAUUUAUUGUGAGGGCUACAAUCAGCAUGGUCCUCAAGCCACAGGGGCAAAUCGUUCCCCAGCACCAGCCCAGGCACCUCAGCACCCUCAGAAUUACCCAACAGUCAUCCAACAACAGCCCUUCCUCCAGAGAGUGGCCAAAGACAGGUCACCACCUGUCCAAGUAGAGCCCCAGAGAUGUUCCUCAACAGAAGAACAGAGAACCAGCGUUCCUGGACGAGUCACUGUCAAGCAGGAGAACUUGGACCAGGCCUACCUUGAUGAUGUGAAUGAGAUCAUAAGGAAGGAUCUGACAGGAGUGCCUGGCAGGGGUCAGACAUAGAGGAAACCCCUGAUCGGGAAGCACGCAGGACCCCUGGAGUGUUCGCUAUGCCCCUGUGUAUCACCGUUCCCCUGCCUUCAGCGCCACACGUGAGAGCAGCAGCAGUGAAGCCUUGGCCCGGUCAAGUGUCACCCCUGACAAAAACUGGAUCAUGGACCACGUUUAACCAAACAUCCAUCUCAGUUAACUCCAGGAACAGCAGCGUCUUGAUGUGCAAAUGGUAUUGAAUUCCCCUGCUAUUAUUUGAUUUUUGAAAACUCGUCCAAUGUUGAUCUCAUAUGUCAACGUUGUCAGAGACUCAAGCCUUCAUAAACAGUUUGGAUUGGACAGUUGGAGUCAAGUCAAUUUUUUUCCUUUUUGUGGGACUUUUAUUCCAUAGCCUUUUGACUCACAUAAAUGAACUCACUCAGAUUAGUGUAUUUCAAGCAAUAACCUCAUCAUCUGUGAGAGUAAACCAUUACUGUCUAAAAUAUUCCCCAAAACAAGAGGUUUGCACAUACUUCUGAAUGCAAAGUGGAUAAAUAUAUCACACCACUGCUAAUGUUUGAUAUAUGUGACCCUGGAGCACAAAACCAGUCUAUAUAAUUCCAUAUAUA